CAAGUCAGACAACAUAGAUCUGAAGAACAUCACUGACAUGUCCUAUGUGUUCAGCAGUGCCUAUACCCCAUUGUCCUGUAAGCUAGUGGAACAGGUUCUAACUAGAGGGGGAUUUACUGGAAUGGAGGAGAUCACAAAAUACCUCCCUGGAGGGGUGCACAGUGAGAACCAUGUCAAAGCAUCCAAAGACCACAGUACACCACUCAAAGACAAAUCAGGUAAAUCAGCUAGACACGACCGACCGGUCAGUAAAGUAGUACUCGUCUAUUUCCUGGGAGGAUGCACGUAUUCGGAAAUUACCGCUCUACGAUUCCUGGGCAAACUCAAAGGCUACAUAUUUGUAAUAGCAACCACUGCAAUCAUCAACAGUUCCACCAUGCUGGAAUCGGUGAUGGAGAAACCUCCAAUCUAGCCUUGGUGUUUAUAAGCAUUUAUGAUUUGUUAAUUUAUUUGCUGUUAUUUGUUGUUAAAAAAAAUCCAUUGAAACAAUUAAA
Magallana angulata is the source of this 494-nucleotide messenger RNA. RefSeq names its product vacuolar protein sorting-associated protein 33B-like. Lineage: Eukaryota; Metazoa; Mollusca; Bivalvia; Ostreida; Ostreidae. The record is from RefSeq and is a predicted model, not a curated record. Gene Ontology annotation, biological process: intracellular protein transport; vesicle-mediated transport. The transcript has 5 exons. Bases 38 to 412 code for a protein of 124 amino acids. Gene Ontology annotation, cellular component: lysosome; CORVET complex.